AUGCGAGCAGCAGCCAACUUCUCAACCACGGCGCCCCAGUGCAAGCGCAAGACAAAGGACAGCAACAGGCGACGAGGCGUCAGCAGCCUGUACGGGUCGGGCCCCCGCGAGCCGCUGUCCAUGUCCAACAUGCCGCUGCCGAAGCCCGUCGACUUCAAGCCCAAGAUCGAGGUGGAUGAGAGCCACGGGCUGUGGGGGUUCUUCCCCGCCCCCGGAAAGCUGCUGCUGACGCCCAAGGAGACGGAGGAGUACGGGCGCGCGUGGACGGUCGAGGAGCUGCGGCGCAAGUCGUGGGAGGAUCUGCAUGCGCUGUGGUGGAAGUGCUGCAAGGAGCGGAACAUGCUUGCUACGGCGAGGGAGGAGCUGUUGAGGGGGAAGCUGGGGUUUGGAGAGCGGGAGAUUGAUUCACGGAAUGAGGAGGUCACCAAAACGAUGAGGGCGAUCAAACAUGCUCUUACAGAGCGAUUCUACACAUGGCAGGAUGCCGUCGACGUUGCCAAGUCUGACCCCGAGAUUAACCUGAGUGGAGGAGAGGGCCAGGUGUACAACCCAUCCACAUACGAAGAGGGGUACGACGAAGUUGAUGUUGCGGCUAUUGAAGACGAGGCGUCAAGGGUCACAGCGGAGAAGGAGCUGAAGGAGCCCGUGCGGUAAACGAGAGGGGCAGGAAAUGUACAAAAACGACAGAAAGAGAGUUGAUGGUCAUUUUGGAAAUCAAAAGCUGGGCAAGGCUAAAAGGGGGCGCGGGGGGAGGCUUGAUAUGAAUUUGAUAUGAUAUCACAGGGAAAGAGUAUGAGAUGUGAUGUAUGGUACUACCUGAACCUACCUGUAUUCCUAAAUAAGCAAUUGGCAUGUAUAUUACUACUAGAACGGUUGUAUAUCGAAUUUAUCGAAAUGAUUUUGACGUGCGCAC
Trichoderma atroviride IMI 206040 is the source of this 913-nucleotide messenger RNA. Its product is annotated as mitochondrial 54S ribosomal protein uL29m. Gene Ontology annotation, molecular function: structural constituent of ribosome. The record is from RefSeq and is a predicted model, not a curated record. Lineage: Eukaryota; Fungi; Ascomycota; Sordariomycetes; Hypocreales; Hypocreaceae. Gene Ontology annotation, biological process: mitochondrial translation. Gene Ontology annotation, cellular component: mitochondrial ribosome; mitochondrial large ribosomal subunit.